Molecule: messenger RNA, 7690 nt
Organism: Chlorocebus sabaeus (green monkey)
Lineage: Eukaryota; Metazoa; Chordata; Mammalia; Primates; Cercopithecidae
Gene: NHSL1
Product: NHS like 1
Biological process (GO): cell differentiation
Source: RefSeq, a predicted model, not a curated record
UUCGCAGGAGUGCUUGCUCUGUAAUCCAAGCAAUAGCCACGCAGCCGGUUUUAUUGUUUGCGGAGUCCUGCGGCUCUUAACGAGCGCUUCACAGACGGGAAGGAGAGCAAGUGGGCGGUUUAUGAUUCUGCCCUGUGCUGGGGCGAGUGAGUUGAGCUCUUUGAUUUCUCCCAAGUGACCGUGUGGGUGAACUGUAAACUGGGUGCCUGGCUUGACCCUGAAUCUUUUUCUCUAGGGCGAGGAGUUCCUUCUUUCUGCAACCGACAGCUGGCUUUCUGCCCUGGUGGGGAAAGAUGCCCAGGAGUGGAGUAGGAUUACAGUUUGGGAUGCUAGGGACACACCAAAGAGUCGGAGUGCCCUGGCUUUGUGUUUUGCAAAGUCCUGACAAGUGCUCCUGAAAUGAACACCCUGUUUCAUUUUUUAAAUUAUACUUUUAUUUAUUUAUUAUUUUUUGGCCGUGGAUAUCGCUGAUCUAGAAACGGAGUCCACAAUGUGGCUAGGGUAAAACAUUUUUCUUUUCUUUCCUAAUCCCUCCUUUUCCCUUUCUUUUUAAUUGGGUGACACAGAAGCCGUCUUUUUGGAUAAUGCCGUGCCUGACUGUCAGCGUUGUCUAAGAGGGAAACAGCAGGCGUGUGGAGAGGACCUGGGCCAAUGCAAAAAACCCAGCGUUUUGUUUGCUGGUCUGUUCUUUGUCUCUAGUUGAUUUUGAAAAGAAGAUGAAAAAGGAAAGCUCUUCAGGUUCCUUCAGACUCAAGCCGAAUGCAGGUUCUCUCUCACGUGCUGUGAGUUGGAUAAAUUUCUCCUCCUUGUCCAGGCAGACAAAGAGGCUGUUUCGCAGUGAUGGAGAGCUCUCGGUUUGUGGGCAGCAGGUGGAAGUGGAUGACGAAAACUGGAUAUACAGAGUCCAGCCCAGAAAAGCGGUUUCCAACCUAGAUGAGGAGAGCCGAUGGACAGUCCACUACAGUGCCCCAUGGCACCAGCAGGAGAAUGUGUUCCUUCCCACCACAAGACCCCCCUGCAUUGAGGACCUGCACCGCCAAGCCAAGCUCAAUCUCAAAUCAGUAUUGAGGGAAUGUGAUAAGUUGCGGCAUGAUGGCUACCGCAGUUCUCAGUACUACUCUCAGGGACCCACCUUUGCGGCCAACGCCAGCCCACUCCGUGAUGAUUACCAAGACGAAGAUGAAGAAGCAGAUCAAAAGUGUUCUCUCUCUUCGUCAGAAGAAGAAAGAUUUAUUUCCAUCAGGAGACCUAAAACACCAACCUCAAGUGACUUCUCCGACCUUAAUACUCAGACGAACUGGACCAAGUCGCUUCCACUGCCAACACCAGAAGAGAAGAUGCGACAGCAAGCCCAAACAGUCCAGGCUGAUGUGGUGCCUAUUAACAUAACUGGGGAGAAUUUCGAUCGCCAGGCCAGCCUUCGGCGGUCUCUAAUUUACACAGACUCUCUGGUAAGACGACCGAAGAAAGUCAAAAGGAGAAAGACUAUUACAGGAGUCCCUGACAACAUACAGAAGGAGCUAGCAUCAGGCACUGGCCAAGAUGAUGUCGAUGGUCACUCAGUGCACACCCCUGAUCACUACUCUGCGCUGGGAAGGUUCGAUAGCUAUCGGUCUGCUGGGCAGCGCUCAGAAACCAGGGACUCCAGCUGUCAGACGGAGGAGGUGAAGGUCGUACCACCUUCCAUGAGGAGAAUCAGGGCACAGAAGGGGCAAGGCAUUGCUGCCCAGAUGGGCCACUUCUCAGGUUCUUCUGGCAACAUGUCUGUGCUGAGCGAUUCUGCGGGGAUCAUAUUCCCUUCCCGCCUCAACAAUGAUGCUGGCUUCCAUAGUCUUCCGCGUUCUGGAGCGAGGGCAAACAUUCAGUCUCUUGAGCCGAGGCUGGGUGCCCUGGGCCCUGCAGGAGACAUGGAUGGCACAUUCCUCUACCAGGGAGGUCACCCACAAGCAGAUGAAAACUUAGGCCAUUUAGGAGGCGCCUCAGAGACUGGAACACUUUUGAGACCCAAAUCCCAAGAGCUGAGACACUUUGAGAGUGAAAAUGUAAUGAGCCCAGCAUGUGUGGUUUCUCCUCAUGCAGCCUACUCCACCAGCAUCAUCCCAAAUGCCACACUGUCUUCCUCUUCCGAGGUCAUCGCUAUUCACACUGCUCAGAGUGCAGGGCAGCGGGAAAGUAGAAGUUCUGGCUCAUCACAUGCAAGGAUAAAACCCAGAGACCACCUCAUCUCCAGGCACACUGUGAAAGAUGAUCAUCAGUCUCCCGGUCGCCACUGGAAUGAGGGUCACACCACCAUUCUUUCACAGGCCUUAGACCCUCAUUCCCCUGGUGCACCCACACUGUUGUCCCUCUGUGACUCGGCAGUCUCUCUAAAUGCUCCAGCAAAUAGGGAGAAUGUGUCCCAAGCCAUGCCGUAUAAUUGUAGAAACAACCUGGCCUUCCCAGCCCACUCCCAAGAUGUGGAUGGCAAGAGUGAAUCUAGUUAUUCAGGGGGUGGAGGGCACAGCAGCUCGGAGCCCUGGGAAUACAAGUCCUCAGGUAAUGGAAGGGCAUCCCCCAUGAAGCCGCAUGUAGCAACUCCUGGCUACUCCACUCCCACAAGUAACAUGAGCAGCUGCAGUUUGGACCAAACGUCCAACAAAGAGGAUGCUGGGUCACUGUAUUCUGAGGACCACGAUGGCUACUGCACAUCUGUGCACACUGACUCUGGACAUGGAUCUGGGAAUCUGUGCAAUAGCAGUGAUGGCUUUGGGAACCCCAGGCACAGCGUGGUCAAUGUUUUUGAUGGAAGAGCUCAGAAAAACCAAGGGGACCGGUCCAAUUACCAGGAUAAAUCCUUAUCGAGAAACAUCUCUUUGAAGAAAGCAAAGAAGCCUCCCCUGCCACCCUCCCGGACAGACUCCCUCCGCAGGAUUCCCAAGAAGAGUGGCCAGUCCAACGGGCAGGUGCUCAAUGAGAGCCUGAUCGCCACACUCCAGCACUCGCUGCAGCUGAGCCUCCCAGGCAAGGGUGGCAGCUCGCCCUCCCAGAGCCCCUGCAGUGACUUGGAAGAGCCCUGGCUGCCCCGCUCCCGGAGCCAGAGCACGGUCAGUGCUGGCAGCAGCAUGACUUCCGCCACCACCCCCAAUGUCUACUCCCUGUGCGGGGCCACACCAUCGCAGAGUGACACGAGCAGUGUCAAGUCAGAGUACACGGACCCCUGGGGUUACUACAUUGACUACACAGGCAUGCAGGAAGAUCUGGGGAACCCAGCAGGGGGCUGUUCAACCAGCAGCGGGGUGCCCACUGGGAACGGGCCAGUCCGCCAUGUCCAAGAAGGGUCCAGAGCCACAAUGCCUCAAGUGCCCAGUGGUUCAGUCAAACCAAAGAUCAUGUCACCAGAGAAGUCCCACAGAGUCAUUUCUCCAUCCAGUGGGUAUUCCAGCCAGUCGAAUACACCCACAGCACUCACCCCUGUGCCUGUGUUUUUAAAAUCAAUGUCACCAGCAAAUGGGAAGGGGAAGCCCAAGCCCAGGGUACCAGAAAGGAAGUCCUCUCUGAUAUCUUCAGUAUCCAUUUCCUCGUCGUCCACUUCUCUUUCCUCUAAUACUUCUACUGAAGGAAGUGGCACUAUGAAGAAACUGGAUCCUGCCGUGGGCUCUCCCCUGGCUCCUCCUCCUCCUGUUCCCUCUCCUCCAUCCCCUUGUCCUGCAGACAGGUCUCCUUUCCUUCCUCCCCCACCUCCUGUCACAGAUUGCUCCCAGGGCUCUCCUCUGCCUCACUCUCCUGUGUUCCCCCCUCCGCCGCCAGAAGCUCUCACUCCUCUCUGCUCCCCGCCUGAUUGGUGCCUUUCUUCCCCGCCCACUGCACUGAGCCCGCUUCUUCCAGAUUCACCUGUGUCCUUGCCAUUGCCCCCACCUCUCUCACUUUUCUCGGAGCCCCCACCCGCCCCACCUCUUGACCCCAAAUUCAUGAAAGACACCAGGCCGCCUUUCACAAAUUCUGGCCAGCCAGAAUCCUCCCGGGAAUCCUUGAGGCCGCCUUCUACCAAGGAGGAGACCAGCAGGCCCCCCAUGCCCCUGAUAACCACGGAAGCAUUGCAGAUGGUGCAGUUGAGGCCGGUGAGAAAGAACUCAGGCACCGAGGCAGCACUGUUGUCUGAACGAACAGCUCAGGAACAACGAACUCCAGUUGCUCCACAGUACCACUUAAAGCCAUCUGCUCUCCUGAAAUCCCGAAAUAGCACAAAUGAAAUGGAGAGUGAAAGCCAGCCUGCCUCUGUGACAAGCUCGCUUCCGAAGCCUGCCAAGAACUCGAGUCAGGGUGACCAUGGCAGUGCGGCCGAGCGCGGCGGCCCUGUGAGCCGCAGCCCUGGAGCUUUGAGCGCUGGGGAGGCAGAGGCUCGGCCCAGUCCCAGCACCACCCCACUCCCAGACUCUUCACCCAGCAGGAAGCCACCCCCCAUUUCCAAGAAGCCCAAACUGUUCCUGGUGGUACCACCUCCGCAGAAAGAUUUUGCAGUGGAGCCCGCAGAGAACGUGAACGAAGCCCUUCGAGCCGCGCCCAGCCCCACGAGGGGAGAGGAGGGCUCUGUGCACAGCAGAGAGGCAAAAGAGAGUUCUACAGUCCAAGCUGGCUCUCAUGCCACGCACCCUGGCACUUCGGUUCUUGAGGGAGGAGCUGCAGGAUCCGUGUCUCCCAGCAGAGUGGAAGCCAAUGUCCUCAUGGUUCAGCCCGAUGUCUCACCAGCCCCCAAGCAGGAGGAGCCAGCUGAGAACAGUGCGGAUGCUGGGGGCGAUAGGGAGAGCUGCCUAUCUCAACAGGACGGAGCAGCUGGGGUGCCGGAGACCACCGCAGCCAGUUCAUCCUCAGAGGCCUGUGACUUCGGCAGUGAUGAGGUGAUGACCCCUAGUCGACCCAGGACCACAGAAGACCUUUUUGCAGCUAUUCACAGAUCCAAAAGGAAAGUCCUCGGCCGUAGAGAUUCAGAUGAUGACCACUCCCGAAACCAUUCUCCCUCCCCGCCCGUGACACCCACCGGCGCUGCCCCGAGCCUGGCCUCUCCAAAGCAAGUGGGAUCGAUUCAGAGAAGCAUCCGAAAGAGCAGCACCAGCAGUGACAACUUCAAAGCUCUGCUGCUAAAAAAGGGCAGUCGUUCAGACACCAGCGCCCGCAUGUCUGCAGCAGAAAUGCUCAAGAACACAGACCCUAGAUUCCAGAGGUCAAGGUCAGAACCUUCACCAGAUGCCCCCGAGAGCCCGUCAAGCUGUUCCCCAAGCAAAAACAGAAGGGCGCAGGAGGAGUGGGCCAAGAAUGAAGGCUUGAUGCCUCGGAGUCUGUCCUUUUCCGGCCCCAGAUACGGCCGCAGCCGAACACCGCCUUGUGCCGCCAGCAGCAGGUACAGCAUGCGGAACCGGAUCCAGAGCAGCCCCAUGACCGUCAUCUCGGAGGGAGAAGGGGAGGCCGUGGAGCCUGUGGACAGCGUAGCCCGCGGGGUUCUGGGCGCUGCGGAGGGAUGUUCCCUGGAUGGACUAGCGAGGGAGGAAAUGGACGAGGGCAGCCUGCUCUGUGGGGAGGGGCCUGCCGCCUCUCUGCAGCCCCAGGCCCCUGGCCCCGUGGAUGGGACAGCCAGUGCAGAGGGCAGAGAGCCCUCCCCGCAGUGUGGCGGUUCUCUGAGUGAGGAGAGUUAGGGCCAAGAACAUAACUCUCCCAGGUGACACGGGGGGAGAUGAGCAAUGCAGCACUCUAGGAAGCCUGCUAGGCGCCCUUCCCUGGCUCACCCGGGGAUCCCACGCUGUUUCUGUGCUAUGGGCCCGGGGUUGCCAGCCCUGCAGUGUGAGUGAAGGGUUAUUUAGGACUCACUUGGCACUUGCCCUGUGGCUUAAGAACAAGUAGAAGCUUAAACUUCUGAAAGUGCUUCCUGGGGAAGAUCUUUUUUUUUUUUUUUUUUGCUGAAUGCUGGGUGUGUGUGUGCAUUUUCAACACAUCUUAAUUUUUUAAAAAUACAUGUAUACACAAACAACAUGUACAGAAAUAGAGGAAAGCAAGCCAGAGUUAAGCUUGAUAGAGUAACGGAGUUACUCUGGACUGGAUGGUAAUUGCUUUCAGAGCAUUACGUUUGUGGAAAUCAGCGAGUUCCGUAAGAAAGGAGAAGAUGUUACUUCUAAGAAAGAGGCAGUAGAGUUGCUGGAUCUUAAUGCACAGAACACACAGAUAUAUGCACACGUGUGCUGCUGAGGUGAGGCAGGUCUGGUGAGCACAGAGAGGCUGGGAAGGGGCUAAGUGACUAAUUGGUUCAGGUACUUUUUUCUAGGGGAGGUAGACUUUGCUUCUUUUUUGUAAAAAUGACAAACAUGUAGAAGUGGCAACGCUGUAACCUGGUGCCUGCUGCUGUGCAGCCACAUACACACAAUUGUAGCCUGAUUUUUAGAAGUGUGGGUAAUUUUUUAAUGAAUUUCCUCCUUGAGUAGCAGCUGAGGUCAUUGACAACUGAAGUGACGGUGUGGACAUACAGAGAGGGGAAGGGUUUUUAGAGGAGUAAGUGAUACACUGCUGGAGUUUGUUUUCUGCCUAUGAAAUAAAAUUAUUUUUCAGAAUUAAAUUUGAAAACUUGCACUACAGAACUAUGGGUGGGGCUUUUCCUUUUACAACAGUUUUGUUGUUGUUUUUAACCAGAGUUUAAACUUCCAUUAGGCAAUUUCCUGUCACUUGAAAUGUCAACAUCUGCUAACUUUUGGAUAUCCUUUUGGUUAUACCAAAGAAAAAGUUAUGGCUAUUUUUUUUUUCCUUGAACUGCCUACAGUAUCAUGUCCUAAUUCAGAAAGAUUUAUCAAAAUCUAUUAUAUAUUAUCUUACUUUGAAGAAAAUGCUGAAUAGCUCUUGUUAGUCAAAUAAACUGAUAAAAAUUGGUAGGGCCUGGCUAUCAAUUAGCCCUGGGAAAUGAAUUUUUAGAUUAAAAAGGUUUUUUUGCAUCAUUUGGUUUGUGCGUUUUUAUAUUUGUUUAUAAAUAAUUGAGUUGCUAAUUAUCUUAUAAUCUUCUCCAGUCAGAUUUUCAACAGUUUUAGACAUGGGACACAAGUGUGCCAAGUCUUUAUUUUAAUGUAAUAAUCUCAUUACCCCCACCCUUACUCCCUUAACUUCCAUGUACUUAGACUUCAUUUGUUAAAUAAGCCAGAGGAUUGUCGUCUUCAUUAGAAGGACCUAGGAUGAUAAUGUGGAGACUGUUGGUCUGAAUCUAGUGCAACUACCACCUGCCAGCUUUUGGGGGGUAUGAAAGUAUCUAAAAGUUGGACUGCACGGGUCAAGUCAUUAUGAGACUUAUAAACUAAAACUUUAGAUUCCCAUUUAGAAAUGUCUUGGAGGCAAAAACAAACCUAAAGAAUGAAGACUCUCUCCCUUCUCUGAAAAAAAACAAAACACUGCUCUUCACACAACCAGAAAUCAAGACCAGAGAUUUAGAGCAAUUGUCUACUAAUUUGGCACAAAGAUCGUUUGUUCUUUAGAAAACUGGCGUUGGCUUUUGAAUAUGAAAUCUUCUCAUAGCUGCCUAAAAAAGACUAGAAUGUAUAUGGAUAUCAGAAACCUUUAAUACAUAAUUUAUGCAAAGAUAAACGCAACAUAACACUAAUUAUAAAACUAUUUUUAGAUCCCCAUUUUUAAUGAAAAAUACACAUUUGUAUUUAAUUUGCUUUGAAUAAAAUAAUUGUAAAGUAAA